AUGUCUGCAACUCAAAUUAAAGGUAGUGAAGCCGUUAUUAAUUGGACAAACAUAUUAAGGUUGGAAACUCGUGAUUAUAUCAUGAGUGGAAAACUAAGAGGAGAAGGCAAAGUUGUACAAAUCGACGAAUCUCUGUUUAGAGGUCGUCGAAAGUACAACCUUGGCAGAUUGCUUCUUGAUGACUUUAUGGAGAGCCUUGAUGAUGCUCGCCGUAAAAAUAAUUAUAGUGAACGUAUCAAUGGACCAUAG
Hepatospora eriocheir is the source of this 249-nucleotide messenger RNA. Lineage: Eukaryota; Fungi; Microsporidia; Hepatosporidae. The record is from the annotation of a GenBank genome assembly.